Molecule: messenger RNA, 3729 nt
Organism: Triplophysa rosa
Lineage: Eukaryota; Metazoa; Chordata; Actinopteri; Cypriniformes; Nemacheilidae
Gene: hap1
Product: huntingtin associated protein 1
Exons: 15
Coding region: 421-2541 (706 amino acids)
Biological process (GO): anterograde axonal transport of mitochondrion; neurogenesis; neurotrophin TRK receptor signaling pathway
Cellular component (GO): dendrite
Molecular function (GO): signaling receptor binding
Source: RefSeq, a predicted model, not a curated record
AACCCCAACAGACCCGUCACACUGACCCACUCCUCUGAUUCUGUCCCUUCUCCACCUGCUCGUCGCUCUCAUCCCUCCCUGGAGCUCUCAGGGGCCUUCACCCUCCAUGGAGAGCAAGGAGAGGGACGCCAGACCCUCGCUCAGGAGCCCUGCCUCACUCCUGGGAACCUGAGGGAGGGUCCUUUGCACGCACAGAGCUUCCAUGAUGCCUCAACACUCACAGAUCUGUGCUCCAGUGUGGAUUUGCCAGAGGUGGAGAUUGUCAGCUUGUUGACAGAGGAGUUGCCCAAAUACACUCUGCGGGCAGACCACGUGUUUGGGUACGAGCACGAUGACUGGCUGCACACACCCCUGCUGCCACCAGAGGCCGCUCUCGGACUUACACACGAGCAGAUCGACGAGACUCUCAAGUACUUCCUGAUGUGCUCAGAGAGAGUUGGUCAGAUCACGAAGACAUAUCAUGAUAUCGAGGCAGUUACACAUUUGCUUGAGGAGAAAGAGAGGGAUCUGGAAUUGGCAGCCCGGAUUGGCCAAUCGCUGCUCAAUCAAAAUAAAGAACUGACUGAACGCAACAAACUACUGGACGAACAGCUGGAAAUUGCCCAGGAAGAGGUAGCACAGCUGCGUCAUGAGCUCUCUAUGAGAGAUGAUCUCCUGCACUUUUAUGCCAGCACUGAAGAUCUCGAGCAUGCCACAGAAUCAGUACUUCGAAAUGAUAUACAGAUACGGAGUGAUUCAUCAACAUGUCUCAGCAGCUAUGUCAAUUAUGACUUUCUGCAACAGAAACUCAAGGGUUUGGAGGACGAGAACUUCAACUUGCGCUCAGAGGCUGAUGAGUUAACAUUUGAGACCAGCAAUUAUGAGGAACAAGAACAACGGCUUAUGAUGGUGUGUGUGGAUGAGCUCUCGACUGUGAAUAAGCAGGUCGGAUCACUGUCGGAAGAGUUGGCACGAAGAGUGGAAGAUUCUUUAAGGCAACAAGAGGAGAUUAGUGUUCUUCUGGGACAGAUUGUCGACCUGGAACAGCGCUGCAAAGGGCUCACCUCUGAGAACGAGGAGCUGACCCAACAUCUGAACGCCUCACGAGAAAUACAGUCACAGCUUAAAACAGAGCUGAAGGAACUGCAGGAGAGAUAUUCUGAAUGUGAGGAUAUGUUACACGAAGCAAGGGAAGAUAUAAAGAACCUGCGUAAUAAGAGUCUUCCUAACAGCACGGUGCAGCGUUACAGCACCCUGGCUGCCAUCUUCCCGAUGGACUCACUUGCAGCUGAGAUCGAAGGAACCUUCCGGAAAGGCCUCGACAGCCCGGCACCCACUGAAUACAAGAAUCACCCAUUGCGUGUGUUUGAGACUGUGAAAGUAGCCAAUCAGGUGACUCGGCUGCGUUCUCAAAGCCAGUCUCCUAUGGUCCCGGGUUCGAGUCCUGCAUCAUUGCGCUCAAGUCGAAUCAGUACGCCGCGUACCAGUUAUCACGAAUCAUACUCUGCCAGUGUCAACCUAGAAGAUAAACACUCUCCUCCGAAACACACAGAGGAUCAUGGAUUGCAGGAGUUAAAGCGUAUGGGCGAGCCUGGGACACCGGGCGGGCAGGAUCUAGAGGCAGCGCUGCGGUCUCUUUCAGAGCGUCAGGAGAGCCACACGUCAGAGCGGCCGUUCUUCGAGGUGGAGAGAGAGAGGAAACUGCGCGCCCUGCAGAGCAGAAGCAGUGGAGGUGGAUCCAGUGGAUUCCUGACGCCCAAUGACAGCGUCAUUUCCACAGGAACCAAUUACUCUGGUAGCUCUACACACUCGUCUGGAUCAGGAUCCUCCCGCUCGUACCUGCCUGAACGUCUGCAGAUAGUUAAGCCACUGGAGGGUUCAGUCACUCUGCACCAAUGGCAACAACUUGCGAAGCCCAAUCUUGGAGGCAUCCUUCAGCCACGGCCCGGCGUCCUCACCAAAGACUUCAGAGAGCUGGACAUAGAUCUUCAGCAUGUCUACAGCCUCAAUGACCUGGAGGAGGAUGAGCCGGAUCCGUCCAAAUUCCCAAACCUCCUUCAUGGCACUGUUGUCACUUCAUCCGGACCUAACAUCCCUCACAACUGUCUCACACACCCCACCAGUAGCUGUCAGAUCCUUCAUCCCUCUGUUCUCCUGUCCUCCUUCUCCAACAGCGUUCGGACCCGCAGUGCGUCCGCUUGUGGGAGCUGUGAGCACACGAUGACUUCAUCAGGCCUCCAGCGGGUCUCUGGGUCCCCAGCGCACGUCCACCCAUCUGCCAACCCUUCAUCCCUCGGCCUGCUGCAGCUGGUUUCAGAGCACGGGAUCUCAGCUUCCACCCGACCCAUCUCUCCUCUCACUCAGAAAGCCCUGGCCGCUCACACUACAACCUCAGACUUUGGUAGUACUGAACAAAGAAACAGAGAGCAGACGCAUCAGAGCAUUUUCAGCCUCAAUCUUGUGGAAAAACUCAGAAGUCUGGGCCUCUAUAAAGUGGUGGCACGAGGCUUGGUGGAUUUUAGUAGGAAAGAGAUGCCGGACUCAAAUAACAGUCACGCGUGAAGCUCGCAGAGCAUUAAAAGAGGCAUUCUGCACAUCAUCUUCAUUUUGGCACGCAGCUGAUUUAUUCCCAUUUAUUAUGGGGCAUUGUUUAAAGCCAUAUUGACUGAAAGACAUAUGGAGUUGUUUGCAUCUUUAGGGAUGAUGUUUUAUUUAAUGUUUGUGGCACUGGUUUUAAGUAAACAAUAUAGACUAAACCAGAAAGUCAAAUACAUUCGUUUUUUGUACAAUUGUGUUCACAGGGUGUCUCUACAGAAGGGAAUUGCUGUACAUUUUUUAAACAUGUCCUCUGUUGUAGAGAAUCUGUGUCACCAUCUUUCUUGGAAUCACUGUGUUUUAAUAUGUGGAAAAUGUUGUUUUGUAGCAACACUACAGAAAAACGCACUUUAUCUGACUUCUGUUUUGCUUGCUGCCAACCAAGCAUCAGAAAAGUGUGAAGUGCGCACCGUUUCCUGAGAAAUGUUGGUUGAUAGCAGCACUUUUCUGAACGUUCAAAUCUUCUUUUAUUCCCAGAGAAUGCAUGGUACAUUAUGUGAGGUUAUGUAGUGUAUGUGCAACGUGUACGCUGUAAAAACGACAAACUCUUGUUUGGGAAACAUUUUACAGUCCGGUCCGGUUUUUCUUUUAAAUGUGUUUUAAUUCAAGAACAUCUCCUGUGAUGACACCGCUGUACAUGCACUUUCAUUCAAAUGUAUGUAAACUCAUUUAAAUAUCACACAAACACAUUUUCACCAGUACGUUGAUGAUUGUUUUGUCAGAAUCGGGGAUGCAAAAAUACAGUAAGUUAAUGAACAGUGAUGCAGUGGCCGAGAGACACGAACACAUGAUUUUCAGUUGAUUAUACAGUAUAUACAUUCAUCUUCAGCCAAAAUCUAUAUGUGACUGCUGUUUUAUCAACAUUUGUACUUGAAGGACGUGAGAUGAAAAUGAGAUAUUCGGUGUUGUCUGUUGAGGGCGUGUCUUAUCCAGAAUUGUAGAAAAAAUAUGUAAAGUAAAUAUUGAAAUGAAUAUAUUUAAAAUAUAAUAAGUAGUGGUAAACCACAACUGUCACACUUGUAGAAUAUGCAAAGAAUUGAUAAACACGUUGCAAGCUUGAGCAAUUGUAUUGUCACAAAGCCUUUCACUUGUUACACAUUGUAAUGAAGCCCUUAUAGGUAAAUAAACCUGGACACUGUAAAACAUUGUGUUACG